Molecule: messenger RNA, 2493 nt
Organism: Aphidius gifuensis
Lineage: Eukaryota; Metazoa; Arthropoda; Insecta; Hymenoptera; Braconidae
Product: protein Wnt-1-like
Exons: 7
Coding region: 484-1638 (384 amino acids)
Biological process (GO): neuron differentiation; multicellular organism development; canonical Wnt signaling pathway
Cellular component (GO): extracellular region
Molecular function (GO): frizzled binding; cytokine activity
Source: RefSeq, a predicted model, not a curated record
GCCACAGUACGAACGCGAACGUUGAAGCACAAGGUACACAAAAAUCUACCCGCGUAUUUUUAAAUUUAAAAAAAAAAUUAUUUAAACAAUUUUCUGAUUGAUAUAAUUAACUUAUUAAUUUAAUUUUAUUUUGCAUUAACCCAAUUAUUUUCUUUCCAAUCAUGCUACAAUAGAAAUUUUUUAAAAUGUUAACGAAAGUGAAGUCGCAAAAAGUGCUCGAAGACUGACGUGAAUAUCGAUCACCUUGAUUGGAAAGAAAAAAAAUAUUUAAAAGAACAAAAUAUUAAAAUAAAAAAAAAAUAAAAUUCCAAGACAAAAACAAUAUAUCAGCUGUGAAAAAAAAAAAUAUAGGAUGAAAAGUUAAGAGUGUGAAAAAAGGAGGGAGUUUGGUGUUUAAAUUUUUUGGAGUAAAAUUAUUUGUUUAUUUGAAAAAAAAAAAAAAUAAAUUUAGUGUUGUGUAUAAAAGUGAGUUGAAGAUUAAAAAUGAAUCAAAUUUUUAAAAUCAUUUUUUUGACAAUUGUCAUCAGUCAUCAUGGUGCAAAUGCAAAUUGGUGGUACUUGGGAGUUGAGCCAAGAUUUGCAGUAGGUACUGAAAACAGUCCAGGUGGUCCCGCUGACAGUGUAUCACAGAUUGGUGCUGGUGUCAUUGGUCCAGCCAGUGCCGAAAGAAACUGUAAGAACUCACACUUGACGGUUAAACAGCAGGGGAUAUGUUCACGCUCACCUCAGAUUCUCCAGGCUGUAAGUGCUGGGGCAAGAUUGGCCAUUGAAGAAUGCCAGCAUCAAUUUCAUUCAGCCAGAUGGAAUUGUUCAAUCAGUAUGGAAAAUCCAGAAAAUAUAUUUGGUGGUGUUAUGCUAGUCAACAGUCGUGAGGCAGCUUUUGUAUAUGCAAUAUCAGCAGCUGGUGUUGCUUUCAGUGUAACAAGAGCAUGUUCCAGGGGCGAACUAACUGACUGUUCUUGUGACAAUCGUGUUAGGGCACGUCAUCCAAAUAACUGGCAAUGGGGUGGUUGCAGUGAGGAUAUUCAUUUUGGUGAAAAAUUAUCGAGAGAAUGGUCUGACGGUGCUGAGGAGCCAGUUAAAGAUGGUGUUGAUAUUGUUGGAUCAAAAGGAUUGGCUGGACAACUUAUGAGAAAACAUGACAGUGAAGCUGGUAGACGAGCUGUUCGUUCACGAAUGCAACGUGUUUGUAAAUGUCACGGUAUGUCUGGCUCAUGCAGUGUGAGAGUUUGCUGGCGAAGACUACCAGCAUUUAGGGGUGCUGGCACAGCCCUGGCUGCUCUUCAUGAGGGUGCUGCAUUGGUACGUCUUGCACAACGGGGUGGAGGAAAAAGACCUGCUAGACUUAGACCAGCUAGAGCUGAUCUUAAACGACCAAAUAAAACAGAUCUUGUCUAUCUUGAAGACAGUCCUGAUUACUGUGAACGAAAUUUAACACUUGGAAUACCAGGUACAAGAGGACGAAUAUGUAAUAGAACGUCACCAGGUUUAGAUGGCUGUACAUUAUUAUGUUGUGGAAGAGGAUAUCAAACACGAAUACGUGAUGUUACAGAAAAAUGUAAAUGCAGAUUUGUAUGGUGUUGUCAAGUGCAAUGUGAUAUGUGUAGACAUACACGUGAAGAGCAUAUAUGCAAUUAAUUUAUCUAAAUCAAACAAAGUUUGUUAAAAUUUAAAAAAUCCAAUAAGAAGAAGAAGAAGAAGUAGAUUGCAAUCAGAACAAGAGGCUUAAACAUUUUAUUAAUAUAAUAAACUUAAUGUAAUAAUUUAAUUAAACAAACAAAAAAAUUAUUUAAAAGAAAAACAAAGGGAAAAUUAAAUUUUUAAUAUGACUGUCUUUUGUCACGUUGCAUGUCAAUGGCUGUUUUAUUUAAAAAAAAAAAAUAAAUAAAUAAUAACUACAUUAUAAUAUUAUAUCUGUGCAGCCUGAUAAUGGCAUCUUGUGAGUAACAAGUGUCUGCUCCAGAUUCCAUCAAGAUUGCGUAACGAAAAUUAUAUAAAAAAAAAAAAAAACUUAAUCUGCCAAUGAAUGUACAUAUAAUCUUUUUUUACCUUUUAUUAUUAUAAAUUAAUAAUUAAACGUGUAUAUAUUUAUAUAAUUAAUGGACUUGAUGAUGAACUUUUACCAUGAAUUUUAAUUCAAUUUUAAAAAUUAAUUUGACCGAGCUAUGUCCAUAAACUAUGCUCAUUUUAAUAUAAAAUUUAUAAUGUGCUUAUAAAAAUAUAAAAUUUAAAUAAUAAUUAAAUUAUGUCAUAAUAAAUUAUAGCUAUCAUCAAUAUAUUAGAUAAUUAAUGUCGUAAAUUAAGAUAUUUAUAAAAAUUAUAUACAAAAUCAUCAUGAAUUAGAAAAAGAAAAACAAAAAAAAAAUUAGAAAAGUAAAUUAACUGCAAUUAAGUUAUUAAUUUGUUCUUGAUUUUAAAAAAAAAUAUGCAGUAUUGAAAAUUUGUAAUUUAUUUUAUUCACAUUAAUAUUAUAUAUUAGAAUAUAAGCUAUUU